This is a messenger RNA of Oncorhynchus mykiss (rainbow trout), 4729 nucleotides long. The record is from RefSeq and is a predicted model, not a curated record. NCBI's taxonomy places the organism in Eukaryota, Metazoa, Chordata, Actinopteri, Salmoniformes, Salmonidae.
AACAUAUAUCUGUAUAGACUAUUGAGGUUCCUGGUCUUAUAUCCGUAUCUGUGUCAAAUGUAAUUUAAAAAAAACCUCUUAUUUGUGUUAUCUCGACAUACUCCAUCCCUCGAGAAUUUACAUGAACCUUCUUCAUCAUCAAAGACACUUAUGCGGUUACCAGGGUUACAACAUCCCUUUGUGCUGAACGUCACCACUUCUUGUAGCAAACGUUGUGCGCAUAACAUGUUUUGAGGAGGCGUUCUUUGUGCCAUUGUUCAAUCAAGUAAAAACGAGAAAACGGAUAAAUGGACCGUGGGUCAAAGCGCAGGCAGGUGAAGCCUCUGGCUGCCUCUCUGCUGGACGCUUUAGAUUAUGACAGCUCAGAUGACAGCGAUUUCAAAGUGGGAGAUGCAGAUGCCUCAGGGUCAGAGGGUAGUGCCAUUGGGAGUGAUGAGGAGGAGGAGGGGUCCAAGGAGGAGAGCGCUGCUGAGGACUCUGACAAUGACAGCGGCUCGGACAACAUCGGCUCUGCAACGGACGGCAUCGAUGAAGAACAGACCAAGGAGCUGACAGGUGACGACACCCCCACUGAGGAAGAGGAGAAGACCAAGGAACAGCAGCUGUCCUAUGACACUGGCACCACCACCACUAAAGACCCUGCUCCAUCAGGGGUGCCCAGGGGCCGACGGAGGAGAGAGGAGAAGGCCUCGGACACAGAGGCUGGGAGCGGAGGAAGCGGGAGUGGCACAGGUAGUGGUAAUGCGCAGGACGGAGGCUCAACAACGGCCGCCACACAGGAGCCCAAGAAGUGGAACCUACGUCGGAACCGACCCAUGUUGGACUUCACCACCAUGGACGAGCUCAACGAGAUGGACGACUACGACAGCGAAGACGACAAUGACUGGAGGCCCGCCUCAGGCAAGAAGAAGGGCAAGACGGCGGCUGCCCAGAAAGGAGGGAGCGAGGGAGAGGAGGACGAGGAGGAUCACGACGGAGGGAGUGGUAGUGAUGAUGACGACGACAACGAGGAUGACGAUGGUGGUGAUGAAGAUGAGAAUGAAGAAGGGAGCAGUAGCGACAGUGAUAAAGAGGUGAAGAAACCCAAUAGGAAAGUGAAGAGCAGCAGUGUGUUUGACGAGGAGCUGACCAACGACAGCAUGUCACAGGGAAAGAGCAAUGAGGAUGCCUUGCUGGAGCGUGCCCAGACGUGGAGGGCGGCGGCCCAGAGGAUGGAACACAUCCUGAUCUGCUGUGUGUGUCUGGGAGACAACAGCGAGGACGCUGACGAGAUCAUCCAGUGUGAUAACUGUGGCGUGACCGUACAUGAAGGCUGUUAUGGAGUGGACGGGGAGAGUGACUCCAUCAUGAGUUCCGCCUCGGAGAACUCCACGGAACCGUGGUUCUGCGAUGCUUGCAAGAACGGAGUCACACCCAGCUGUGAGCUCUGCCCCAAUCAGGACGGGAUCUUCAAAGAGACUGACGCUGGGAGAUGGGUCCAUGUGGUUUGUGCGCUCUACGUCCCCGGAGUAGCGUUUGGGGACAUUGAUAAACUACGACCAGUGACUCUCACAGAGAUGAACUACUCCAAGUAUGGGGCCAAGGAGUGCAGUUUCUGCGAGGACGCCCGGUUCGCCCGGACAGGCGUGUGUAUCAGCUGUGAUGCUGGCAUGUGCCGAUCCUACUUCCAUGUGACCUGUGCUCAGAGGGAGGGGCUUCUCUCAGAGGCCGCUGCGGAGGAGGACAUAGCCGAUCCCUUCUUUGCGUAUUGUAAGCAGCAUGCGGACCGCUAUGACAGGAAGUGGAAGAGGAAGAACUACCUGGCGCUCCAGUCCUACUGCAAGGCAUCUCUACAGGACAAAGAGAAGCAGCUGGCCCCUGAGGCACAGAACCCCUGGCAGGCCCGUAUCACCACCCGGCUGCAGCAGUACCGGGCCAGGGCAGAGCUGUCCCGUAACACUCGGCCCCAGGCCUGGGUCCCCCGGGAGAAGCUUCCACGACCCCUGACCUCCAGCGCCUCCGCCAUCAGGAAACUCAUGAGGAAGGCCGAGCUCAUGGGCAUCAGCACGGACAUCUUCCCUGUAGACACAUCAGACAUCAGCGCAAGUGUGGACGGACGCAGGAAACACAAGCAGCCUGCCCUCACUGCAGACUUCGUCAACUAUUACCUGGAGAGGAACAUGAGGAUGAUUCAGAUCCAGGACAAUAUCUCUGAACAGAAGAACCUGAAAGACAAGCUGGAGAGUGAGCAGGAGAAACUGCAUGUCGACUACAACAAGCUGUGUGAGUCUCUGGAGGAUCUGCAGAAUGUUAACGGAGUUCUGAGGAGUGAGGGCCAUGCCAUAUGGACCAUGUUGGGAGGAAUCCUAGGACAGAAACUGAACUCCCCGCCGGUCCUGAAAGCCCCUAAAGAGAGGAAGCCCAGCAAGAAGGAGGGAGGAGUUCCUGGGAAGUCCUCCAACCUACCAGCUGUCCUCUACAGCUGUGGGAUCUGUAAGAAGAACCAAGACCAGCAUCUCCUGCUGAUGUGUGACACUUGCAAGCUCUACUACCACCUGGGCUGUCUGGAGCCUCCGCUGACACGCAUGCCCAAGAAGACCAAGAACAGCUACUGGCAAUGUUCAGAGUGUGACCAGGCCAGUAGCGAUGAUGCUGACAUCGCCAUGGAGACGCUGCCCGACGGUACCAAGAGGUCUCGGAGACAGAUUAAAGGACCAAUCAAAUUCAUCCCUCAGGAGAUGUCCCCGGAGCCCAAGAAACGAGAUGUGAGGGGCACGAGAACCAGAGGGCAGAAGAGGAAGAGGGUGUCCAUCUGUGAAGAAGAGCAGUUUGAAGUGCAGGAACCUGCUCUACGUGAACGGCGUCAGCGUCAGUCUGUAAUGCAGAAGAAGACCCCUAAAGCCGACGACACCAGGACUGACUGUACCUCCUGCAAAGGACCCGGGGACAAUGAGAACCUUGUCAGGUUGUGAGAGCCGGGGCAGACACCUCUCCUCACCUCCCCACACCUAGACACUGCUGGACAGAUGAGAGAGAGAAGCAGACCUUUGGCUUAGAGACAGAGAGGGACUUAAUUACGUGGAAGAAUGACGGCGGCGGGUGUGGGAUCAGAUGGCCAUCUUUGACGUUCACAACCAUGGUCGUCUUCAUGACCCAAAUUGGACCACCGACUGGCCGUCCAAUUAAAAUUGAGGGAGAGAGGCAGAAAUUGAAAUUAACUUUGAGGAAUUCUAAAAUACUUGCGCAAAUAAAAUGUUGGGAGGUUCAGUAUUACUGAACUGGUCAUUCUUGUAAGAAAGGACAUGUUGGUCUUAUUGGACAGGCCCUUUGUGAUCGUCAUUGUCAUCUCUAAGGGCCCUUCUAUAAGGACUAUGGCCUAACUGGACUGAUUCCCCCCUCUCUCUCUCGCUCUCUCAUCCAUUCUAUGAUGCCACUUCACUCGUUUGACCUCCCUGAGCAUCUUAUCACCACAUCCAAUCAGUUGUAUUGACUCGUCAUUUGUGGUCCAAUCACAUGGUGUUUUCCUCAGUAAAGGCCUUUAAUUGGAGAUGCACUUGAACUUAGGCUUUCAUAAUCUUCUUCUAGUGUUGUCAUCGGAUAGAACUUUCUAGAGUAGAGGACUAGUAGACCUUGAAAAAGUAGUGGUUUUUAGUAGAAUGAUUGCCCUUUCUGGCUUUUGAGAAGUAAGUUGCCGCUUAGCCUCUACAGCAGCCUAAGGUUUAACAUAAUAAUUAUAGCAACAUUUGUAUGAAUGGUUAUUGUAACUUCUAAUGUGUGAGUGUACAGUAGAUGUCUAGGCAUCUUAGUCUCCCUUCCUCUCAUUAGUAUUUUAAAGUGACAGUUUAACUGACACUUCUUUAAAAGCAGCCCAGCUCUGUGUAUGUGUGUGCGCAUCUCCCCAGUGCCCCAUAGUGAGUGCUGACAACUGAGCAGCUGCCAUGUGGUCUGUCUGUCUGUCAGGGUCCUUGACAGAAGUGUCACAGUUUGCCCUCACAUGUCACUCCUCCACUCACCCCCAUCCCAGGACCCUCUGUCACUCCUUUUCUCUUCCCCUCAUCUGUCUGGGGACCCUAUAUGCAUGCCACUGGGAGCUGCCAAACCUCACAUAAUGCUUAGGUCCACUGGAAAAUCUGCUGAGGAAAUACAUUUGGUGGUUUUCCUAUGGAGAUUAGAAAGUCCUCCUCAUCUUCGUUCUCCCUCUACCUCCUCAUCCUCUUCUGCCUCCUCCACAACAAAUUUAGAGGACUGUCCAUGAGAUACAGCUAACCAGCUAACCUUACUCAAGCUAAUCCUUCUCAAGCUAACCUUACUACAGCUAACCAGCUAACCUUACUGCAGCUAACCAGCUAACCCUACCACAGCUAACAAGCUAACCUUACUACAGCUAAACCUACCACAGCUAACCAGCUAAACUUACUACAUCUGACCCUACUUCAGCUAAACAGCUAACCCUACUCCAGCUAACCCUGCUACAGCUAACCCUGCUACAACUAACCAGCCAACCUUACUACAGCUAACCCUACUACAGCUAACCCACUACAGCUAACCAGCUAACCCACUACAGAUAACCAGCUAACCAGCUAGCCAGUUAACCCUACUACAGCUAAACAUACUGCAGAUAAUCAGCUAAGCCUACUCCAGCUAACCAGCUAGCCAGUUAACCCCACUACAGCUAAACAUACAACAGCUAAUCAACUAACCCUAGUACCACUAACCCUAUUCCAGCUAGUACUACUACAGCUAACCCUAC